AUGAUUUCCCCCCUUCCAGGUCAUUCAGUCUCCAGACAACUUCAGUUCGAAUUGACAGCGUUUCAACGGGUCUGCUUUGCUUCGGCUAUAAAAGUUCCGAACUCUCCUUGCAGUAUGGAACAUUUGAACGCUACCGAUCAAAACAAUACUGUGGUUCACCCCGAGCAGUUCGUUCUCUCAGCAGUAACAGUGAUGAAUCUUCUGGCUCAAAUGGAAUGGAGAGCAAUCGGAUUGGUUAUUCUUGCGUCAAUAUUGGUGAGUUUAGUUGACGGUCACGGAAGAUUGUUUGACCCACCAUCGCGUUCUACCGCUUGGCGAGUAGGCUUCGACACACCGAAAGAUUAUAACAGGCAAUGGCUGGUGAACUCGGGCCGAUGUGGGGUGUGCGGUGAUCCAUAUGACGAGGUGAUUAAGCCACACGAGGCUCCAGGUGGGAUUUUCGCCACCGGAACAAUUGUGCGCAAUUACAUACAAGGGCAAAUUAUAUCCGUGACGAUUCAAAUAACAGCUACCCACAGAGGAUUCUACGAAUUUAAGCUCUGCCCAAAUAACAACCCACAAAAAGAUCCUACCCAAGACUGUUUCGAGAAAUACCCACUCAAUUUUGUUGAUGGCACGGGAUUCACCACUACUAAAUUCAGCCUGGAGAAUCUAUCUGCAGCUACCUACCAAAUCCAAAUUCAGUUGCCGUCCGAAGUGACGUGUAGUCAAUGUGUAAUCCAGUGGACUUACGUGACGGGUAAUCGAUGGGGAGUUUGUCCUGAUGAAACGAGCAGAUUAGGCUGCGGACCACAAGAGUCCUUCCGUGCCUGUUCUGACGUAGCGAUUUCCCCCAUUGGAGGAUCUUCGUCUCCCACUACAAUAUCGACGGUUCCAUUUCCAGUUACAACAACAAGACCUGUACCAUCUCAAACACCUACUUCGACCACUGAAAUUCAUUCAACCACAACCCAAAUGACAACUGCCACUACCCCAGUCCCCGUAACAUCAGCGGCCGUGACUAAUCCGUCAACGGUUACUCUUUUAUUGACUCGACCACCAUCUAUUUUUACUACAACAAAACGUCCAAAUCGGCCCUUAAGACCUGUACGGCCAGGCCGACCAACGCGCCCAACACGACCCACUAUUAGGCCGACUACCCCUAAUGGAACCAAUCCGCCAGGAGUUUUUACCAUGUCACCAAUACUGGGUUCGUUUACUCGACCACCAUUCCAACCCGUCACGCGACCUACACCUUUGCCCCCGAAACCCAAACCAACUUCUCUUAAACCUACCACCACCACUGGCAAACCUAUUCCAGCUCCAGCCUCGGUUGGAAACGGAGAAUGUACAAACUACAUUCCUGUCUCUUCGCAAAACACCAUGUCCGGAAUGACAGCCUGGUGUAAUAACAACUGUCGGCUCGGCUAUUGUCCUUCGGAUUUCUGCAAAUGCUCUGAAUAAUUAUGAAUGAUCAAUUUUUGUUUUUCCAAUGAAGCAGUUGUACUUUUUUUUUUUAAAUUUGUGUACAAAACGUUAAAUAUAAAAUAUUGUGAUUCUUA
This is a messenger RNA of Daphnia pulex (common water flea), 1541 nucleotides long. RefSeq lists its product as uncharacterized. Bases 1 to 1443 code for a protein of 480 amino acids. The transcript has 6 exons. The record is from RefSeq and is a predicted model, not a curated record. Lineage: Eukaryota; Metazoa; Arthropoda; Branchiopoda; Diplostraca; Daphniidae.